AUGGAGGAGAUUAAGUUUAAAGACAGAGCAGUCUACGUGCUGGAGAGAGAGUUAGGGGUUCAAGCCGGGCAUGCUCAGAGACUGCAGCUCCAAAAGGAGGCUUUAGAUGAACAACUUUCCCAGAUCAAAGAGUCUGAUCGGCAUCUGAGCAGCCCCAAGCGGGAACUUCCUUAUGCAAGUGGUGCAGGAGACGCUUCAGAUCAUUCAGGAAGCCCCGAACAGCAGUUGGAUGAAAAGGAUGCCCGGCGUUUCCAACUGAAAAUCGCGGAGCUGAGUGCCAUCAUCAGGAAGCUGGAGGACCGGAACGCGCUGCUGUCGGAGGAGAGGAACGAGCUGUUAAAACGUCUUAGAGAAGCCGAGAGUCAAUAUAAGCCCAUUUUGGAUAAAAAUAAACGCCUUAGUAGGAAGAAUGAAGAAUUGUCACAUGCCUUACGUCGGAUGGAAAAUAAAUUAAAAUUUGUGACGCAAGAAAAUAUAGCAAUGAGGCAAAGAGCUGGAACAAUGAGGAGACCGAGCUCUUUAAAUGACCUUGACCACAGCCAGGAAGAAAGAGAAGUUGAUUUCCUGAGACUACAAGUCAUUGAACAGCAGAACAUCAUUGAUGAGCUCUCCAAGACUCUGGAAACUGCUGGCUAUGUGAAGAGUGUCAUGGAACGUGACAAGCUGUUAAGGUAUAGGAAGCAAAGGAAAAAAAUGACAAGAAUCCCUAAGAAGCCGGUUGUGGAGACAUUUUUCGGCUAUGAUGAAGAAGCUUCCUUGGAGUCCGAUGGUUCCUCUAUCUCGUAUCAAACGGACCGGACAGAUCAAACCCCUUGCACUCCUGAAGAUGACUUGGAAGAGGGCAUGGCCAAGGAAGAGACAGAACUGCGGUUCCGGCAGCUGACGAUGGAGUACCAGGCUCUGCAACGAGCAUACGCCCUAUUGCAAGAACAGGUCGGAGGAACAUUGGAUGCAGAACGAGAAGUUAAGACACGUGAGCAGCUCCAAGCAGAGAUACACCGCUCGCAGGCUCAGAUCGAAGAUCUGGAGAAGGCCCUCGCGGAGCAGGGGCAGGACAUGAAGUGGAUUGAGGAGAAGCAAGCACUGUACAGAAGAAAUCAAGAACUGGUAGAAAAGAUAAAGCAGAUGGAAGCGGAGGAAGCUCGCUUAAAACACGACGUCCAGGACGCUAAGGAUCAAAACGAGCUCCUGGAGUUCAGGAUCCUGGAGCUUGAAGAGAGAGAAAGACGGUCGCCUGCCAUCAACUUCCAUCACGGUCCUUUUACCGAGGGGAAAAGCCCUCUCCAAGUCUACUGCGAGGCAGAAGGUGUAACAGAUAUAGUAGUAGCAGAGCUGAUGAAAAAGUUGGACAUUUUAGGGGAUAACGCCAAUCUGACCAAUGAAGAGCAAGUAGUUGUCAUACAAGCAAGGACAGUUCUCACAUUGGCUGAAAAGUGGCUCCAGCAGAUAGAGGUGACGGAGUCUGCGCUGCAGCAGAAGAUGCUGGACCUGGAGAAUGAAAAGGAGCUGUUCAGCAAGCAAAAGGGCUACCUGGAUGAUGAGCUCGACUUCAGGAAACAGUCCUUGGACCAAGCUCACAAGCAAAUUCUGGAAUUAGAAGCCAUGCUCUAUGAUGCCCUGCAGCAAGAAGCUGGAGCCAAAAUUUCCGAACUUCUUUCAGAAGAGGAGAAAGAAAAACUGAAGAGUGCUGUAGAGCAAUGGAAGCGACAGGUCAUGAGCGAGCUCCGGGAGAGGGACGCCCAAAUCCUGCGAGAAAGGAUGGAGCUCAUUCAACACGCACAGCAGAGAAUUAAAGAGCUAGAAGAAAGAAUUGAAGGCCAAAAAAGACAAAUAAAAGAGUUAGAGGAAAAGUUUCUAUUUUUGUUUUUAUUUUUCUCUUUAGCUUUCAUUCUUUGGUCAUAG
Messenger RNA from Leptosomus discolor (cuckoo roller), 1902 nucleotides. NCBI's taxonomy places the organism in Eukaryota, Metazoa, Chordata, Aves, Leptosomiformes, Leptosomidae. The record is from RefSeq and is a predicted model, not a curated record.